UCUGUGGCUCGGAGACAUUCCCAGGGAUUUACAUAAAGCAGCGUGAAUCACCCAGACAGAAACUGAGAAAGCAAAGGGACCCUGCCUGAUCCUAGCCUGGCGGAGCUCGGAGAGAGGUGGAAAUCUGUCUGAAGUUUGCAGGAGACCCGCGCUGCCUAGGCGAAGGGACCUGGCGACCACGACACCCCCGCGAGGGCCCAGGGCGCGUCCCUUCCGCCAGGCCCCAGACUCCGGCUCUGCGCCACCCCCUCCUACGCCCCGGCGCGGCAGCCAGUCCGGCUUCUUCCAGGCCCCUAAGUCCCGGACCGAGUGUGGGGCCGCCUCUCCCUCGCGGAAGGAGCCAUCGCCGCUUUAAGUGGAAGAGGAGAGGAAGGGGGCGGGGGAGUGGGGGGCGGGGAGCGGAGGAGGGGGAGGGGGAUCCCCCUCGCUCCCACGUGGUCCGGGCGCCUGUGAAUCGCGCCCACCGGAGGGUCUCACAGCGAAAUACAAAAGCAGCUGGGAAGCGGCGGGGACUCGAGUUCCCAGCGCCGGGCGGAGCGCCGGACAGAGCCCCGCAGCGCCCCGCGGCCGCGAUGGGGCCGAAGCGCCCGAAGCUCCGGAGCACACAAACUGCCGGGCCCGCCUCGCCGCCGGGACCCGGGUGCCUGGGCUCGGCUUGAAGCGGCGGCGGCGCACCGGCACAGCCGCGGGAGCAUGGGCAGGAGGAUGCGGGGCGCCGCCGCCACCGCGGGGCUCUGGCUGCUGGCGCUGGGCUCGCUGCUGGCGCUGUGGGGAGGGCUCCUGCCGCCGCGGACCGAGCUGCCCGCCUCCCGGCCGCCGGAAGACCGACUCCCACGGCGCCCGGCCCGGAGCGGCGGCCCCGCGCCCGCGCCUCGCUUCCCUCUGCCCCCGCCCCUGGCGUGGGACGCCCGCGGCGGCUCCCUGAAAACUUUCCGGGCGCUGCUCACCCUGGCGGCCGGCGCGGACGGCCCGCCCCGGCAGUCCCCGAGCGAGCGCAGGUGGCACGUGCCAGCCAGGCAGCCCCGGCAGGAGGAGAGCGCCGCGGUGCACGGGGGCGUGUUCUGGAGCCGCGGCCUGGAGGAGCAGGUGCCCCGGGGCUUUUCGGAGGCCCAGGCGGCGGCGUGGCUGGAGGCGGCUCGCGGCGCCCGGGUGGUGGCCCUGGAGCGCGGGGGUUGCGGGCGCAGCUCCAACCGACUGGCCCGUUUUGCCGACGGCACCCGCGCCUGCGUGCGCUACGGCAUCAACCCGGAGCAGAUUCAGGGCGAGGCCCUGUCCUACUACCUGGCGCGCCUGCUGGGUCUCCAGCGCCACGUGCCGCCGCUGGCACUGGCUCGGGUGGAGGCUCGGGGCGCGCAGUGGGCGCAGGUGCAGGAGGAGCUGCGCGCUGCGCACUGGACCGAGGGCAGCGUGGUGAGCCUGACACGCUGGCUGCCCAACCUCACGGAUGUGGUGGUGCCCGCGCCCUGGCGCUCGGAGGACGGCCGUCUGCGCCCCCUCCGGGAUGCCGGGGGUGAGCUGGCCAACCUCAGCCAGGCGGAGCUGGUGGACCUAGUACAAUGGACCGACUUAAUCCUCUUCGACUACCUGACGGCCAACUUCGACCGGCUCGUGAGCAACCUCUUCAGCCUGCAGUGGGACCCGCGCGUUAUGCAGCGUGCCACCAGCAACCUGCACCGCGGUCCAGGCGGGGCGCUGGUCUUUCUGGACAAUGAGGCGGGCUUGGUGCACGGCUACCGGGUGGCAGGCAUGUGGGACAAGUAUAACGAGCCGCUGUUGCAGUCAGUGUGCGUGUUCCGCGAGCGGACAGCGCGGCGCGUCCUGGAGCUGCACCGCGGACAGGACGCCGCGGCCCGGCUGCUGCGCCUCUACCGGCGCCACGAGCCUCGCUUCCCCGAGCUGGCCGCCCUUGCCGACCCCCACGCUCAGCUGCUACAGCGCCGCCUCGACUUCCUCGCCAAGCACAUUUUGCACUGUAAGGCCAAGUACGGCCGCCGGUCUGGGACUUAGUGUCACCGGGAGGAAAAGAGAGAGACCUGGGGCUGGGGUAUGGAUGAUGGGGGGAAGGGCCGUCGCCUCUGCCACUGUCGGGGACCAGCCGGCCAACGCCCACCCGCAAAGGUGUCUGAAAACUUCAGCUCUUCACCCACCUGCCCCUUUCUUUCAGUCCCACGCUGUUUCCUUUCAAAGUUCUGGGAGGACGAACUCACCGAGGCGAGAAGUGUAACAUUCUCUCCACCCAGCUUAUAAAAGGAUUCUUUACUGUGCCAGCAUGGGGAUUGGAUCCGAAGAAACUGGCUACUGGGGUUUGGCCCCCGAGUGGCCGUCCCUGUGGGAGAUGCACCCCAUUCUUGGGCCCCCCUCAUUCCCUUUCCGAAAAAGGAAAACUUGCGUUUGAGCCGUUGAGCUAAUUCUGCAAUUUUCUACCAAACACAGCGCUGGUGGCCCCGGAGCAGGGCUGUGACAUUGGCUGGUGGAGCCCCCUUCCUGUGUUCUCCCUUUGUUCCAGCGCCGCGAUGGUGAGAUCACUGUUCCAAGCAGGGGGACGGCUCCUGAUAGGACAAAGAGAGCAGGACCUCCAGACUCUGGGGAGCCCUGCAGACCUUGACAAUUUGCCUGACUCAUUCCUGACCUCUUGUCAUUUUGGCCUGAAGUCUACAAAUUCAGGGCCAGCUGUAUGCACUAAGUCAAAUAAUGUAUUUCUUCCUCCCUCUCGCAACCGACCAAAAUUUUGACAAUGAUGAUGUUCACCAGAAGGAAAAAAAAAAUCAGUUUUAUGCACUUUAUUUUGUUUUGAUUUUAAUUUUUUAUUAAGAAAAACUUUUUUAUUUUACAGAAUUUACCUUCUCUGUAUAUAUGUGCAUAAAGUGUGGUGUAAAUAUACUAAACAAACUUAUAUUUCAAUAAAAGGGAGUUUAAAAUUUAUAAUU
This is a messenger RNA of Pongo pygmaeus (Bornean orangutan), 2927 nucleotides long. It is a transcript of the gene FJX1, whose product is annotated as four-jointed box kinase 1. The record is from RefSeq and is a predicted model, not a curated record. Lineage: Eukaryota; Metazoa; Chordata; Mammalia; Primates; Hominidae. The transcript has a single exon. The coding region runs from base 694 to 2007 and encodes 437 amino acids. Gene Ontology annotation, biological process: cell-cell signaling.